Molecule: messenger RNA, 3303 nt
Organism: Epithele typhae
Lineage: Eukaryota; Fungi; Basidiomycota; Agaricomycetes; Polyporales; Epitheliaceae
Product: calcium-translocating P-type ATPase
Exons: 12
Coding region: 1-3303 (1100 amino acids)
Biological process (GO): intracellular calcium ion homeostasis
Cellular component (GO): membrane; intracellular membrane-bounded organelle
Molecular function (GO): ATP hydrolysis activity; ATP binding; P-type calcium transporter activity
Source: RefSeq, a predicted model, not a curated record
AUGGUUCAUCCCCCUGCCGGUAGCGUCUCGACUGUACCCUCAGAAACCACGUCUGAAGACCUCACCGUCCCUGCCGUACCUCCAUCGACAGACUUGGCGACCUCAUCUCUCUCACUCUCUGGCUCCCGCCAGACCACCAUCACGUCCCCUGUGCAAACGCAUGUAAAUGUCCCGAAGAUCCUCUUCCCGCAAACCGGCGACGCCAGCGCUAGUCCUGCCUCGGGGGUCACUCCCGACGUCGACGUCGACCCGGAGCCGUUCUCCUUUCUGCCCUCUCAGCUCGCUCAGCUCAUCGACACCAAGGACAUCGACAAUCUCUGCGCCAUGGGUGGCGUCAAGGCCCUCCUUCUCGGACUCGGCACCGACGGCGUGCGUGGUCUCAUCGGGAGCCCUGAUAACCCGCUAGCAGUCCCCGUCGAACCGGGGCCUCUUUCACUCCCUUCUACCGCCAAAUUUGACAACGGUGCUCCCCACCCUACCACCGGAGGCGCCACGGUGGCGUCUCUCGCGGACCGAGCCAGGGUCUACGGCGUAAACGCGCUCCCUCCCCGCCCGGCCAAGAGCAUCUGGAAGCUGAUGUGGGACGCAUACAAUGAGAAAGUCCUCAUCCUGCUCUCCGUCGCCGCCGUCAUCUCUCUCGCGCUCGGCCUCUUCCAGGACUUUGGGCCUGGGCGCGACCCGGACGAGCCCGCGGUGGAGUGGGUCGAGGGCGUCGCGAUCAUGGUCGCGAUCGUCGUCGUCGUGCUCGUCGGCUCGCUCACGGACUGGCAGAAGGAGCGCCAGUUCCGCGUGCUCAACGCGAAGAAGGACGAGCGCACCGUCAAGGUCGUCCGUGAGGGCGUGGAGCGCCUCAUCGACCCCGGCGAGAUCAUGCCGUGCGACGGCGUGUUCCUCUCCGGCCACAACGUGCGCUGCGACGAGUCGGGCGCGACGGGGGAGAGUGACGUCAUCAAGAAGAUGAAGUACGAGGAUUGUUUGGAGCUGCGCAAGACGCUCGACCACGACGAGAAGGACGCCUCUCCGCAUACCGACUGCUUCCUCAUCAGUGGUAGCAAGAUCCUCGAGGGCGUAGGUUCGUAUGUUGUCAUCGCCGUCGGGCCUCGUUCGUUCCAUGGGCGCAUCAUGACCUAUCGCCGUCGCGGCUCACUUGGCGGUUUGAUGCUCUUCAUCGGGCUGCUCAUUCGAUACUUCGUCAAGAUCGGCACUGACACACCCCACAUGAGCCCCAGCCAAAAAGGGUUGGCUUUCGUGGACAUUCUCAUCUUGUCCUUCACCCUCGUCGUCGCCUCGGUUCCGAAGGUACGCCCAUCGGUCGCGCUGUCUCGAAGCAUGCCGAUGACACGCGAGAACCUUCUCGUCCGCGUCCUAACUCCUGCGAGACCAUGGGAACGCCAGCGUCAUCUGCAACCGACAAGACCGGCACGCCUCACGCAGAACGCCAUGACCGUCGUGGCGGGCACCGUCGGCGGCGACCUCGUCUUCGUCCGCGAUCUGGCCCAGAAUCCCGAGCGCGCCAAGCCGACGCCACCACCCUCGCGCCCCGUCGAGCUCCAUCCUCAGCGGCGCGCUUCCUCCUCCGCUUCGCGCCCUCCUCAACGACGCCAUUGCGAUCAACUCCACCGCGUUCGAAGAUGCGGACGCAACCAGCGGACUCCCGUGUUCGUGGGCAGCAAGACGGAGACCGCACUGCUGGCGAUGGCGCGCGACUUGGGAUGGCCCGCUACAAGGCGUUCGGGAGGCGGUGGAGACGCUGCAGGUCGUAAGGCGAUGGGUGUCGUGGUGCGUCUUCCGGGAGGUCGCGCGCGACUUCCUCGUCGCGGUGUGCGCACGCCGAAUGUGGUCACGAAGAUCACCGACGAAGACGAUCGGGCACAGAUCUUGGAGAGCAUCACGUCGUACGCGUCGCAGACGCUUCGCACCAUCGCUGUAUGCUAUCGAGACUUGGAAAACUGGUCACCCAGGGCCGACGAAGUAUGUCACCCCAUCCUUGUGUCGUGGACGGAUCUCGCACGCGAUCUCACGCUCGCUGGCGUCUUCGCUCUUGAGGACCCUCUUCGCCCCGGCGUUCGCGAAGCGGUGGCAGACUGUGCCCGCGCAGGCGUCCAGGUCAAGAUGUGCACCGGCGACAACAUCCUCACCGCGCGCUCCAUCGCUACCCAGUGCGGCAUCUUCACCCCCGGCGGUAUCGUCAUGGAGGGCCCGCGCUUCCGCGCGCUGUCAGACACCGAGCGCCGCGCGACCGUGCAGCGUCUCCAGGUGCUCGCGCGCUCGUCGCCCGAGGACAAGCGCAUCCUCGUCAACACCCUCAAGGAGCUCGGCGAGAUCGUCGCGGUUACCGGCGACGGCACCAACGACGGCCCCGCGCUCAAGGCCGCGCACGUCGGCUUCUCGAUGGGCGUCACGGGCACCGAGGUCGCGAAGGAAGCGUCCGACAUCGUCCUCAUGGACGACAACUUUGCGUCGAUCGUCAAGGCCAUCGUCUGGGGCCGCGCGGUCAACGACGCGGUGCGCAAGUUCCUGCAGUUCCAGGUCACCCCCACGUUCACCGCCGUCGUCGUCACCCUCGUCUCGGCGCUCGCGGGGACGGACUUCGAGGAGAGCGUACUGAGCGCGGUGCAGCUGCUGUGGGUCGCGAUCGUCAUCGACACCUUCGCCGCGCUCGCGCUCUCGACGGACCCGGCGACGCCGGACAUGCUGGACCGCAAGCCGGAGCGGCAGGACGCGCCGCUGUUCACGGUGAACAUGCUCAAGCAGAUCCUCGGGCAGAGCGCGUACCAGGUCGCAGCGAUCCUCGUGUUCCACUUCCGCGGGGACGCGCUGCUCGGGUUCCCGCCGCACGACCUCCGCAACGACACGCUCGUGUUCAACGCGUUCGUGUUCGCGCAGAUCUUCAACUCGUUCAACUGCCGCCGGCUCGACCGCCGGUACAACAUAUUCGAAGGCGUGCUCAGGAACCCGUGGUUCAUGGGCAUCACUUUCGUCGAAAUCGUCGUCCAGAUUCUGAUCAUCUUCGUCGGCGGCGACGUCUUCGCCGUCACGCGCCUCAACGCUCGCGAGUGGGGUAUCUCCCUCGCGCUCGGCAUCGUCUCGAUCCCGCUCGGCGCGCUCAUCCGCACGGUCCCCAACGCCCCUUGCGAACGCGCUUUCAAGACGCUCGGGCUGUACCGCGAGCCCACGUUGUUGCCGACCAACCAGCCCAGCCUCGACUUCGCGCACGACCAGCUGACGAGCCGGCUUGGGGCGUUCCGGGCGCUGCGUGGGGGCCGCUUGCAUCGCCGUGGGUCGUCAAAGGGCGUGGUGUGA